Nematolebias whitei (Rio pearlfish) is the source of this 339-nucleotide messenger RNA. RefSeq names its product ras-related C3 botulinum toxin substrate 2. Gene Ontology annotation, biological process: small GTPase-mediated signal transduction. NCBI's taxonomy places the organism in Eukaryota, Metazoa, Chordata, Actinopteri, Cyprinodontiformes, Rivulidae. The record is from RefSeq and is a predicted model, not a curated record. Gene Ontology annotation, molecular function: GTP binding; GTPase activity.
GAGUGCGUUUCUGUCAGAGAGAGGAGCGCAGGCGACACUGAGCGGAACAGGAUGCAGGCCAUCAAAUGUGUGGUCGUGGGAGAUGGAGCUGUGGGUAAAACAUGUCUCCUCAUCAGCUACACAACCAAUGCCUUCCCCGGGGAGUACAUUCCUACUGUAUUUGACAACUACUCAGCUAAUGUGAUGGUGGACAGCAAGCCGGUGAACCUGGGCCUCUGGGAUACAGCAGGACAGGAGGAUUACGACAGGCUUCGCCCACUGUCCUACCCACAGACGGAUGUGUUCCUGAUCUGUUUUUCCCUGGUGAGCCCGGCCUCCUAUGAGAACGUCAGAGCUAAG